Messenger RNA from Thamnophis elegans (Western terrestrial garter snake), 2191 nucleotides. RefSeq names its product solute carrier family 46 member 2 (gene SLC46A2). The coding region runs from base 707 to 1999 and encodes 430 amino acids. Gene Ontology annotation, biological process: transmembrane transport. Lineage: Eukaryota; Metazoa; Chordata; Lepidosauria; Squamata; Natricidae. The record is from RefSeq and is a predicted model, not a curated record. The transcript is spliced from 4 exons. Gene Ontology annotation, molecular function: transmembrane transporter activity. Gene Ontology annotation, cellular component: membrane.
UAGAUAGAUAGAUAGAUAGAUGAUAGAUAGAUAGAUAGAAUAAAUAUAAAUAGUCUGUCUUUUUUUUUAACCACACACAUUGUCAAAUUCACAUGUUGCUUCACAUGCCUUCCACAACUCUUACCAACACCAUGGAGCUCACCUUAUUACACCUCCCUUCUCCCUCAGAUAAGUUUGAGACUUGCCAAGAAAAAGAUUGAAAAAGAUAGCAACAUCAAAACUAUCAGAAUUGUCUCUUUCCGACACUCUGAAUAGAAAGCUGAACUUCUAUUAGCUGGGGGGAGGGGAGAGAGCGAGAGCAUUUAUAGACAUACACACCCGCAUGAGCACACCAACAAAACUUCAUUCUAAUGUAAUAUUUUGGGUCACUCAAACACACUGGCCGAACUUCUUUCACUUCCUAAAAAUCAGGUUUGAGAAAUUUCUCAACACAGAUCAUGUGAUUUCUUGAAGGCACACAGAAGAGUCAGCUCAUUGGGGCACGCUAAGACAAUUAGAUCUUGAAGGAAAGAGGGAGGGAAGAAGAAACAAAAAAACCUGUUUGAGGAAGCAGAGAGAGGAAAUCCCUUCUUUGCGUUUGCCUUCAAUGCUGUAGGCAAGCUUUUAUUUUCAGGUUAGAAGGACUGGAUUGGCUCCUGGCCUUCUUCUCUCCUUUUCCUCAGAAAAAUUAAGCCACUGUCUCACAGUGACCACAACUGCUGACACAAUGAAGACCUGGAUUGAACCUCUUGUUGCUGGUGCUCAGCUUGCCAGCGCUUUCUACGACACAGGACUAUUGCUAGUGGUGAAGAACUACUACAACCAGACCAAUUCUUCUUCAGCGCAUUCCAGUGAGGAGGCGCAGCAAAAAGCGAUCUCUGACUUUUACAUCAUCUACCAUCUUGUUGAUGGGUUAACCCCUCUGUUAUCAGCUUAUGGCCUGACUAGGCUGGGUGACCGGAUAAAUCGGAAGAUCAGCAUUUGCGUGCCUUUGUCUGGCUACUUACUCUCCCGUUUCCUUCUACUCCUUUUGAUCUUGUUGGCUUGGCCAAUUGAGGUGAUGUACGGGGCUGCUGUCUUGCACGGCUUGACUGGAGGAUUCACCACAUAUUGGGCCAGCAUCAUGGCCCUGGGCUCCCAGCAUUCAUCUGAGAGCAGAAGAUCCCUGCAUCUCAUCCGCAUUGAGCUCAUCUAUGGCAUUGCUGGUUUUGUGGGAAGCAUUGCUUCAGGACACCUCUUUGUUACCUUCCAUCUCAAUUAUCAGCAUGGUAUAGUGUUGAUAUCCUGUAGUGUUGCCUUAUAUGCCUUGUGUGUCAUCUACAGUCUAUUUGUCCUACAAGUCCCUAAGCUUGAUGUUUGUGAUCCAGCCACUUCCAUCGAUGUGGCUCAACCUGACAGCAAUUUGGCCGAUGAUAAGAAUUUAUUGUUACUUAGAUCUGAGAGUCCUUCCCGUCUGGGACCUGCCAAGUCCAUUAUUGCCCUGCUCUUUGUGGGGGCCAUCCUAUAUGACUUGGCUGUAGUUGGAUCAAUGAACGUGCUGCCCCUCUUCUUCCUAAAGAAGCCACUGAGCUGGGGACCAGAAUAUGUCGGCUAUGCCAAUGCUGCUGGCCAUGUGAUCUUUAUUACCAGCUUCCUGGGAGUCUUUGUGUUUUCCAAGUUUCUAAGAGACACCACCAUGAUCAUGAUUGGGAUUGUGUCCUUCUCGGCUGGCAUCCUUAUUAUGGCCUUUGUGAGAUGGACGUUCCUGUUUUACAUUGCUCGUGUUGUGAUGCUCUUUGCCCUCAUUCCCUUGCCAACCAUCAGAUCUUUGUUAUCCAAACACGUUGAAGCAUCAACCUACGGAAAAGUGUUUGUCCUUCUGCAGCUGUCACUGGUGAUCACUGGAGUUGUGACAUCAACAGCCUAUAAUAAAAUUUACCAACACACCCUGGGCUGGUUCAGUGGAUUUUGCUUCCUUCUGUCAUGUGUCAUUGGUUGCCUGAGUCUUAUCCCUAUCAGUUUGGUAGCCUACAAGCAAUAAACACAAACUGAUUUAGCAGAGAAAUUAACCAAUAGAAAACAACUGUCGACAUCAGAAGCAGAGCUACAGAGCAAGUUGGAGCAACCAGACAGACUGACUACCUGAAAGACAGCCUUGAUACUAAUUAUUGUAUUGUAUUGUAUUGUAUUGUAUUGUAUUGUAUUAUUUGUAUGCCGCCCUUCUCCGGGAGGA